AUGUCAUUCCUGAUAGAUACAGGAGCACAGCUUAGUGUUGUUCCACCAUCACCCAACUUCACUUCAGUCACCUUACGCGCCGCUAACGGCACGAACAUCAAGACUUUUGGCGAACAAUCGUUAACACUGGAUAUUGGACUUAGAAGAACAUACCAAUGGAUAUUCACCGUUGCAGACGUGAAAUUCCCCAUUUUAGGCGCCGACUUUUUGGCACAUUAUCAACUCAUCGUGGACCUCUCACGGCGUCAGUUAUCUGACUCCACCACGAAGCUAUCUAACCGCGGAAUUAUAUCACAGCUAACAUCUACGGAAUUACGCAUCGCUGUGCCGCGUGAUAAUUCAGUUCAAGAUAUUCUGGAUAAAUUUCCCUCGUUGAUACAGCCUUUUACCUAUACAGAGCCUGCCAAGCACAGCACUGUACACAGGAUUCGAACUACCGAACAGCCUGUCUAUUCUAAACUUCGCCGUCUUGCGCCGGACAAAUACAAGAUUGCCCGGGCCGAGUUCCAACACAUGCUCGACCUAGGAAUUAUUCGCCCCUCCUCGAAUCCAUAUGCCUCACCGCUUCACAUGGUCACUAAGGCCCAGCAGGGCGCCUGGAGGCCGUGUGGCGACUAUAGACGUCUUAAUUCACAAAAGGUACCCGAUAAGUACCCAGUUCCCAAUUUGACCGACUUUGCUGUUACCUUACAGGGAGCAUCUGUCUUCACCAAACUGGAUCUGCGCAAAGCCUUUCACCAGAUCCCAGUCGCUGACGAAGAUAUUCCCAAAACUGCGAUUACCACGCCGUUUGGUUUAUUCGAGUUUCUGCGUAUGCCUUUUGGACUGCGCAACGCAGCUCAAUCAUUCCAACGCCUUAUAGAUUAG
Acanthosepion pharaonis is the source of this 867-nucleotide messenger RNA. The record is from the annotation of a GenBank genome assembly. Lineage: Eukaryota; Metazoa; Mollusca; Cephalopoda; Sepiida; Sepiidae.